AUUGUAGAACAUCGGACGGAUCGAAACCAAAAAAAGAAAAUCUAUCAAUUCUACCUACAGCACAAAACAUUGUAAAUGGAUAUUUUACGAGAUUUUGUUGUUUUUGCUUUACUAUUGUCGUGCAUUGUUGUAAAACAUAGUUAUACAUAUACACAUAUUUGGAAUUCGAAAGUUACAGGCACAGACCAUAAGUGGUACGACAUAUAUUAUGAUGUGAUAACAAGUAAAAAGAUACCAAUAGUUCAACGAUUUGGGGAUCGACAAGAUGAACCAAGUACUGCACGAUUUGGAAGUAUACCAUGUUCAUGCCAAGAUUUGACGUGCGGUUGUUGUGCACAGUUCAACGUACGAUUUUUCGAUUACAAUAAAAAAGGAUGUAUGAAUUUCACAUACGAUCCUUUUGACUUUGCAGUCACAGGCAACAUGUUUAUGGAUGACGAGUCACUGUACGAGUACAGGAUAUCCGCUAAAAAUCCUCCGCCGGCCUGUCUACGAGUUCCUGUGCCGUACUUACCGUCGAUGGACAUGUGCAUGAAAAUGUUCGAUAUUUACACUCCCGGCAGAAACUUGCAUGCGUGCGUCAACUUCCUCACGCGCAUCGAACACGCCGAAGUGCUGGUAUUGGAAUUCGAUUGUUUCGUGAUUGGUCGUGACGGCGUAAAUCUAGAAAAGUAUAAUACGACCUCGUCCACAACCGCCACCCCCACUGCCACCGCUGCCGAUUCUACUACCACGACAGUGCAGACGUACGACACGACGGCGCCCGACCUGGACAUCACUGUCACGGAGUUGAAUGCACACUAAUUACGGUAAAUUCGACGGGCAAAAAUAAAACGACAAUCGUAUAAUAUUGUUCUGCAAUUUAUUUGGUUUUAUUUGCACAAAAUAACGAAAAUGCAAUCGGUAUAAUGUUAUUAUGAGCUACAGGAAAUAAUAAUCCAAAAAAAAAGCAAAAAUAUAA
Messenger RNA from Rhopalosiphum padi (bird cherry-oat aphid), 961 nucleotides. RefSeq lists its product as uncharacterized. The record is from RefSeq and is a predicted model, not a curated record. Lineage: Eukaryota; Metazoa; Arthropoda; Insecta; Hemiptera; Aphididae. The transcript has 4 exons. The coding region runs from base 76 to 804 and encodes 242 amino acids.